Molecule: messenger RNA, 1668 nt
Organism: Photinus pyralis (common eastern firefly)
Lineage: Eukaryota; Metazoa; Arthropoda; Insecta; Coleoptera; Lampyridae
Exons: 1
Coding region: 1-1668 (555 amino acids)
Source: RefSeq, a predicted model, not a curated record
AUGGGCUAUCCAGUAGACCAGUGGUCUUUUAUCUUAGCACAAAUGUUGUUUAAAAGAUUGGACAUAAAUUUAGUAACGCGCUUUGAAACGCAACACGGUUCUACAGAAAUGCCCUCUUUUAACGAGCUUAUGAAUUUUUUGAAAAAACAAUGCGUAGCUUACGAAUCUAUAACUGUUUCUACUCGCACUAAUAAAGUCAAAUCGGUUAAUGACUCUAAUGUUAACAAUUUCCAAAGUCGUCCUAAUAAAACAACCUUUUGUUAUAAUACAGUUACCAACAAACGCCCCUGCUUUUUUUGCAAAACUGAAGAACAUUUAAUAUAUAGAUGUCCGGUCUUUCAAAAUAAGACGCCUAAAGAAAGGUACUAUCUGUGUAAACAGAAUAAACUUUGUGUCAAUUGUUUGAGUAACCAUCCAUUUAAAUAUUGUAAGUCUACUUCUUCUUGCAAAUAUUGCAAUCGUAAGCAUCAUUCUUUGUUGCACGAUAAUAAUUUUAAUACUCAAUCGCCACCAUCUGAUAGAAAACCUCUAGAAACCGCUCAUAUUUCGAGUCCAACCAUCACCAACGAAGAACAGCCAUCUGCGGAAGUUUUAAGUUUGUGUUCAAUUUUACGUUUACCGCAGCCAAAAGUCGCUCAAAAUACUUCAGUAGUUUUAUCAACCGCCAUUGUCAAUGUUAAAGACAAAUUUAAUAAUUUUCACAACAUUCGCGUAUUAAUUGAUAGUGGUAGUCAGUCUAAUUUGUUAACUGCCAAAUGCUGUAAACGCUUGGGAUUGCAUGCAACUAAAGUGUGUUUUUCUUUAAAAGGAGUCGGUUCUAAUGCACUAAAGGUAUUGGGUCGCACCCAAAUAUUAUUUUUCCCACAUUUUACUAAAGAUGUCAGUUUUCACGCCGAAGUGCUAGUUGUUGAAAACAUUACUAAUUCGCUUCCAUCUUGUACUAUUGAUCAUGACGCUAUGCCGUUUUUAACCGAUUUACCUCUCGCUGACGAACAAUUUUAUAUUCCAAGAGAAAUCGACGGUAUCAUCGGAUCAGAAAUAUUUGGCCAAAUUAUUGGUAGCAAUAAGAUUUCCGAGUCGGGAUGUACAGCUCUGGAAACCAGUCUUGGGUAUAUUCUAGUAGGUACAGCUCCGGUGGUACAACCCUUACAAUAUGCGCAAACUUUCUGUGUUUUUGAAAAUACACCUUCAGAAACGAUGAUCAAAAGAUUUUUUGAAUUAGAAGAUAUUAAUUUUGGAAACCCGCUUAGUUCAGAAGAAGAAAAAUGUGAAAACAUUUAUCAUAAACUUACUUACCGUUCAGAAUCCGGACGAUAUGUCGUCUCAUUACCGUUUAAGCAUUAUCCGUGCGAACCUACAUUUGUAAAUUCAAAAAUACCGGCUUUGAGACGAUUUUUUUCUCUAGAAAAACGUCUUAUGAACAAUAUUGAACUUAAAAAGCAAUACUGCAAUUUUAUGCGCGAUUAUUUAAAUAAUAAUUUUAUGGAAUUAGCCGCUACUAAAAAUGAUAACGCAUUCUUUCUUCCACAUCAUUGUGUUUUAAAACCUCAAUCAACUACUACUAAAAUCAGAGUAGUCUUUGACGCCUCAACAAAAGAUUCAAACAACAUUUCGCUUAAUGAUACGCUUUUAAUAGGAUCGAAACUUCAAAAAGAUAUUUCCAAAUAA